Molecule: messenger RNA, 3147 nt
Organism: Sinocyclocheilus rhinocerous
Lineage: Eukaryota; Metazoa; Chordata; Actinopteri; Cypriniformes; Cyprinidae
Product: RNA-binding motif, single-stranded-interacting protein 1-like
Exons: 14
Coding region: 266-1456 (396 amino acids)
Cellular component (GO): ribonucleoprotein complex
Molecular function (GO): RNA binding
Source: RefSeq, a predicted model, not a curated record
GAAACAGACAGGCUGGGCAAGCCGACUACAGCGAGUGUCCGUGGGAUAUAUGCUGCUCACCCUUCUGCAACACCUAUUAUUUCUCCCCCGCAACGAUUCGGUCUUAAAGAUACGUCAAAGUGAGACUCUAUGACAGCGCUGCUCGCUCUCUAUGGUUUAUAGAGCCACAGAUACAACUUUACCCUCCUGGAUACACGAGAACGUACGAGAUAGAAGCAUUUGGUAGAAAUUUAUUCAUCCGUCGGUGGAUAUUUGGUUGUUGAGGAUGAUUUUUGCAAAUUCUGGCCACACAGUGAGGACAUCGCAUAAUCGUAAACAGCCUCCUGUUGGCCCCGCCUCCCACCCGAUGGCUCCGCCCAGUCCUGGAACCAACAGCAGCACCAAUCACAGCAGCAGCAGCAGCACAGCCGGCUGGGAGCAGCUCAGUAAAACGAACCUCUACAUUCGUGGUUUACCACCAACCACCACCGACCAUGACCUGGUCAAGCUCUGCCAGCCAUAUGGAAAAAUCGUAUCAACCAAGGCCAUCUUAGACAAAGCCACAAACAGAUGCAAAGGCUAUGGCUUUGUGGACUUUGACAGCCCUGCUGCUGCUCAGAAAGCCGUCAGCGCUCUGAAGACCAGCGGAGUUCAGGCUCAGAUGGCAAAGCAACAAGAGCAGGACCCCACUAACCUGUACAUAUCUAACCUACCGCUGACCAUGGAUGAACAGGAGUUAGAGGCCAUGCUGAAGCCCUUCGGACAGGUCGUCUCCACACGCGUCCUGCGAGACACCAACGGGGCCAGCCGAGGGGUCGGAUUUGCGAGGAUGGAGUCGACGGAGAAAUGUGAAGCGGUCAUCUCUCACUUCAACGGGAAAUUUCUCAAAACCCCAGCUGGUGUUCUGGCCCCAUCAGAACCCUUGCUGUGCAAGUUUGCGGACGGAGGCCAGAAGAAGCGUCAGAGUCUAAAUAAAUAUGUGCAGAACGGACGAGCCUGGGCCAGAGACGGAGAGACCAGACUUACUGGCAUGACACUCACAUACGACCCCACCACAGCUGCUAUGCAAAAUGGAUUCUAUCCGACCGCCUACAGUAUUACAAACAGAAUGAUCACACAGACCCCCAUUUCUCCAUACAUCUCCCCUGUGUCCACAUACCAGGUACAGAAUCCAUCCUGGGUCACCCAUCAGCCCUACAUCUUGCAGCAUCCGGGAGCAGUGAUAUCGCCCUCUAUAGAUCACUCCAUGUCUCUGCAGCCCGCGUCCAUGUUGGGUCCUCUCACUCAGCAGAUGAAUCACCUCUCUCUGGGCAGCGCAGGAACGUUUAUGCCAGCCAAUCCAGCUCUCCAGGGGCCGUAUAUCCCUCCAUACACUCACAUGCAGACCACCGCCGUCUCAGUAGAGGAGAACAGUCCACAACCUCCGGUGGAAUCGUCCAGUGAUCAUUCACCUUAUACCUAUCAGCAGGCCAAGUGAUGAAGAGGGUUGUCGGGGUUCGAGAGAGAAGGAGACGACUGCUAAAUCAAUAACAGCUUCCUUUGAAGGACCGGCUCUACCGAUGAAUCGACAUUUUGCACAGGUUCUACGAUGAGAUCCUCGGUUUUAUAAUAAAACUACUUCAACUAUUUUGGUAUAAGUUCCAUUAGGUGCAAAUCAAGGAUUCAUUUCAUCAGAGGAUGCUGACAAAGAAAACACAAAUGAAAUGGGAAGAAAAAGUUUUAUUUUACUAAAGAAACAACGCUUAUUUUUUACCAAGGAUCGUCACAUAGAUGCAGGAACUUCUUAUUUUUAUGAUUUCAGAUUUGUUUUCUCUCUCUCUCUCUCUCUCUUUUCUUUUGUACUGAAACAGACUUUCGUUUUUAGAGAUUUAUCAGCCGGACAUCCUGAGAAAGAUUGCGUUUGUGCUUGCGGUGUGAGUGUCGUUGAUGUGUUUUUGUCGUGUGCUUCAUCUUCGGUCUGACCGAUCUGUCCGUCUUAUACGAUUUGCCUUAAACUCUUUCCUGUACAGUAGCCGAAGAAAAGAGGUCUGGCUUCUGCCUUGUAAAUCAGCUGAAUAGGGCUUUUUUAGCAUCUCGCAAAGGAACAUUUCCGCCGCGCUUGGAUUUCGGUGUUUUGCUUUUUCCGAUCUUUUAGAGUACAAACCGUUUCGAGUGAUAACGUUGAUGGAGUUUUAAUAGGAUUUAAUGUUUUUAUAAUCAGAGGUGACGACGAGCCUUUGGUUGUUUGAAUGUGGUAGAAAUUCUGCUGAACGAUCACAUUUUUGAUAAUUGCCUUUUCGUUUAUAAAUCUCGGUGUUGUAGUUUAGCUUUAGAAGAACUCGUGUGGGAGGGGGAGGAGCUUUGACUCGUAUUCUAAUGAGGGGGCGGGAGGGAAGCGUGGCCUGUCAGUCAACUUUCAGCAGCGGGCUUCUUCGGGAGAGGUGAACGUGUAGAUUUUAGUGCUCGUUUUACUAUAGCAGGCAAACAAAUCUCAGCACUUUCAAGUUUACUUCACCAAAGACAGUCGGCGAGCGGAUCGCGCGGACGUGACGUAGUUUUCUCUCGAGGCGGGCCACGCUGAGACUUUAUAACAGACUGGGUUGCAGUUGUGGAGAAUGUGCCUUCUUUGUACAUAUGCAUUCAGCUGUCUUUAGUUGGCGAGGUGCGGACACCGAUUUGAAGGAUGAUUUGGAUCCAGCAAGUGCCACAUACUAAACGAAGACAUCACUACAGAGCGGAGACAACUGAAACUAAAACGCGGAACUAGGACAGGUUGAAACGACGGCUCCGUUCCGAAACCCUAGUGAGCUGCCUACAUAGGCUGCUGCCUUCUAAGGGAGCAUCAUAAUUCAUUAAUGCAUCAUACAAAUAGACUUUUGCAUUGGCACGCUUGCAGUUAAAUUACAGUACAAAGCACAGAAAAAUAUUAGUUUUUAAUUAGAAUCAACUAUUUUGCUGCUUUUCUGUGUUGAAUAAAUUCUUAGAGUUUUUGGAUGGCUUUUCACUCGAAAUGCAUUAUGAAUUUGCCUUCUCAGUGAAGGAUGCUGCCUUAGAAUUUGGCAAAAGUAGUGCACUUACUGUCUAUGCACCGUAUUUUGCGGAAAGUCGCACCGGGUCAAAAUUGCAUUGUUAAGAGAGAAAAAACACAGAUAAGUCAGUUUUAUUGUUACAUUCUGAAAUAAUGUAAAA